GAAAAAAUAAUAGAAUUUGUACAUAUAUAUACAUACAUACGUAUAUGUACAUAACAAAAUAUCUUUUUUUCCUUAAAUAGAUAAAAAGUGAAGGAAGGAUAGCGAUCUGACAAUAGUAUUACUCUUUACAUUUUGUUCAACUGUUGAAAUGCCCCUCAAAAGGCCACGUUCACUAAAACAGCUGCAGGUUACACGAGAGAAUAAGUCUGUAUCGAUUACUGACACAAUGACUUUAGUAAUUAAGGGCGAAGGUGGGGUCGAGAUGAGAGUAAAACAAACAGGAAUUGCUCAAUGUGCACCCUCAACAACAACCCCGGAUCAACCGAAGUCGGAUGCUGUGAUGAAUAAAUUGAAAUUCGAGGACCUACAAAUAGGUAAUGAAUUGGGAAGAGGGUCCCAAGGAAAGGUUCGCAUUGUCCGGCACAAGCUUAAUAAUGAAAAGUAUGCCCUGAAAUAUAUCGCCUUCGAGAGUGACUCAGAUUAUACACGUUUAGCCCUUGAAUCUGAGCUACGACAAGUGGCUGCAGUUAAACAUAAAAAUAUUGUUUCUUCUUAUGAAGCUUUUUUUCGUGACGGGAGACUCUAUAUUGUUUUGGAGUAUAUGGAUGUAGGAACAAUCAAUGAUAUUAUUAAAAUGCAUCCCGAGGGUGUGAGUGAAGAAAUGCUUGCGUACAUUGCGCGUGAAUUAUUCCAGGGGUUGGAGUAUCUCCACAGUCUCAAAAUAGUUCAUCGUGAUAUCAAGCCUGCUAACGUUCUUGUAAAUAGUAAAGGUGAAGUCAAGAUAUCAGACUUUGGUGUGGCUAAAACGUUUUCCGGGGCCGACCUACAAACGUUGUCUUCUCAAGGGUCUAUUCCAUAUAUGAGCCCAGAACGAAUAAAAUCUCAGCCUUAUUCGUUCGAUAGUGACAUUUGGAGCGCUGGCUUGACUAUUGCUGAAUGCGCACUGGGCCAGUACCCAUUCAUUUCACUUAAAUCAAAGAUGUUUGAAUUGUGCCAAGCGAUUGCUUUAGAAACGGCUCGUAUUGACUGGAAUUCAUGUAAGAGGGAUUUUAGUAGUGAGUUUGUUAACCUUGUUGAGUUAUGUUUAGCGCCAGCAAAACAGCGGCCAACGGCAUCAGAGCUGUUACAACACGCAUUCAUUCAAAAGGCUUUUCACAUUCAACCUGCUGAGGCAGGGAAGUGGUUUAAAGGUACGGACAUUUCUUGAUCAUUUAGUAAUAUGGAAUCAGAAAAACAAACAAGCUGCUUUGUCGAUGAAAGGAAAGUAAAAUAAUCGAAAAGCUUAAGCCCAAGGAGUAUAUUUAUCGGUUAUCAUGA
Messenger RNA from Phytomonas sp. EM1, 1317 nucleotides. The record is from the annotation of a GenBank genome assembly. NCBI's taxonomy places the organism in Eukaryota, Euglenozoa, Kinetoplastea, Trypanosomatida, Trypanosomatidae.